AAAAUUUUAACAUGGAAACGGGUGGUUCGAAGACUAUGUCGGAACCCUAUUUAUACCGGGCUCAACCGUACCUGGACAAUAACAGGUAGUCGGUUUAACCGGUAUAACCGGCCGGUUCGAACUGGUAUUUAAAACAUUACACACGAAUGUAUUUUUAGGUUUUAUCUUUUGGUUACUAUGUAGAGUGUUGGUACCAAACUGGUACCGCAAUGAACUGAACAACAAUCAAAUUUCUCGUGCGACACAUGGUUAUUUGAUUUGAUAUGAUCAAGAUAUUUGAGCUUGCAAUAAUGUUGAUAUUAUUUUACAUUUUUUGUUUUUUUCCACCGCUGAUGACAAUGACUAAUAUAUCACAUGUGAUAUAGAUUCAAAUAUCACUCCCUCUAUAUACCCUUUAAACUCUUCCUAGCCUAUAAGCAACUAGCUAGAUCUAGCGUAGGACAUGGCUUUAACACAAGCCACGGUUAGUCGACCGACAGCUAAUUUUCAUCCCAGUCUUUGGGGAGAUCAGUUUCUUAUCUACAAUGAGCAAGAUGGACAAGCUGAGGUAGAAAAAAUAAUCAAUGAUUUGAAAGAAGAAGUGAAGAAAGAACUAUUGGUAUCUUUGAAUGAUCCAGCAGAACAUACAAAUCUAUUGAAACUGAUCAAUGCGAUCCAACGCCUCGGCAUAGCUUACUAUUUUGAAAAGGAUAUUGAGCAAGCUUUGCAACAUAUAUAUGAUGUCUAUGGUGAUGACUGGAAAGGUCAUAACACAUCACUUUGGUUCCGAAUCCUACGUCAACAAGGCUUUUAUGUUUCCAGUGAUUGUUUUAAUAAGUAUAAGGACAUGAAUGGAAACUUUAUUGAACCGUUAACCAAUGAUGUUCACGGCAUUCUUGAAUUGUAUGAGGCGGCGUAUAUGAGGGUGCCAGGCGAAGUUGUACUCGAUGAUGCUCUUGUUUUCACAAAAACUCAUCUUAAUAACAUAGCAAACGACCCUGGUUGCGAGGUUAUUCUUUCGAAUCACAUAAAGGAAGCGCUCGAGAGGCCUAUACGAAAAAGGUUGCCACGACUAGAUGCAUUAUGCUACAUACCUUUCUAUGAACAUGAUGUUUCUCACCAUAAGGCUCUACUAAAACUUGCAAAGUUGGGAUUCAACCACCUUCAAUCCUUACACAAGAAGGAGCUUAGCCUGCUUUCCAAGUGGUGGAAAGACUUUGAUGUCCCAAAUAAUUUUCAUUUCAUGAGAAAUCGAUUGGUUGAAAACUAUUUUUGGGUACUCGGUGUCUACUUUGAGCCUCAAUAUUCUCGCGCUAGAGUUUUCAUGACAAAAGUGAUGGCACUUUCAACAAUUUUAGAUGAUGCUUAUGAUGCUUAUGGUACUUUUGAAGAACUGGUUAUCUUCACCAAAGCAGUUCAAAGGUGGUCAAUUACCUGCAUGGAUGAACUUCCAGCUGAUUACAUGAAACUGUUAUACAAAAUCCUCUUGGAUGUUUAUGAUGAAAUGGAGAUUGUCAUGGCAAAGGAAGGAAAAGCCCAUCAUGUUAACUACGCCAAAGAGGCGAUGAAAGAGAUGAUUAGGAAUUUCAUGACGGAAGCAAAAUGGAGAAAUGAGGGAUAUAUACCAACAGUGGAGGAGCAUAAAUCAGUUUCAUUCAUGAGUUGUGGCUACAAAAUGCUUACAAUAGCCGCUUUUGUUGGUAUGGGAGAUAUGAUCACAGACAAGUCAUUCGAAUGGGUUCUCACUAAUCCUCCACUUAUCAAAGCUUCAAGUCAAAUUUGUAGGCUUAUGGAUGAUAUUGUUGGUCACAAGGAGGAGCAAAAGAGAGAGCAUGUUGCAUCAGUGGUUGAAUCCUACAUGAAAGAACAUGAUGUCACAGAAGAGGAAUAUGUCUAUGAUGUGUUUAAACAACAAGUAGAAGAAGGAUGGAAAGAUCUGAAUAAAGAAUCACUUAAAUGUAAAGAUGUUCCUCUUCCUCUUUUAAUGUGUGUGAUUAACCUUGCACGCGUAAUGGAUACCUUAUAUAAAUAUGAUGAUACUUUUACGCGUGUUGGAGAAGAACUGAAGGGUCAUAUCAAAUCCUUAUUUGUUCAUGCUAUGAGUUUUUAACUUUCGAAACUUCA
Molecule: messenger RNA, 2103 nt
Organism: Helianthus annuus (common sunflower)
Lineage: Eukaryota; Viridiplantae; Streptophyta; Magnoliopsida; Asterales; Asteraceae
Product: (-)-germacrene D synthase
Exons: 7
Coding region: 443-2089 (548 amino acids)
Biological process (GO): diterpenoid biosynthetic process
Molecular function (GO): magnesium ion binding; terpene synthase activity
Source: RefSeq, a predicted model, not a curated record